Molecule: messenger RNA, 3353 nt
Organism: Lutra lutra (Eurasian river otter)
Lineage: Eukaryota; Metazoa; Chordata; Mammalia; Carnivora; Mustelidae
Gene: SMIM35
Product: small integral membrane protein 35
Exons: 5
Coding region: 79-336 (85 amino acids)
Source: RefSeq, a predicted model, not a curated record
CACCUGCAGGGGCGGGCCGGACAGUUGGAUGCCUUUACCAGGCUGGGGCAGGUGCUUCCUGUCUUGGGUGCUUCAGCCAUGACAGGUGAGGACUCCAUCAGCACCCUGGGCCUGAUCCUCGGCGUGGGACUCUCGCUGCUGCUUGUGUCCAUCCUAGGCUACAGCCUGGCCAAGUGGUACCAGCGCGGGUACUGCUGGGAGGGGCCUAAUUUUGUCUUCAACUUGUACCAGAUUCGGAACCUGAAGGAGCUGGAGGUGGGUCCACCCUUCACCAUCAGUGGCCAUGUCAGCAGUUUGGAUGGUGGCUACAUGAAGUUCUCUGACAGGCUAGUCUGAUGGGGCAGUGCCAGGCUCUGGAGCCCGGGAGAGGAGGAGCUCCUGGGGAGGCACCUGCUCCUCAUGGGCUCCCUGGGCUGCCUUCAACCUCUGGGGUCUUGUUGUGGAUGAUGAGGAGUCACUCCAGGUGCACCAUAGGCCUGCAGCAGGAGGACUCCCAUGAGGUUCUCUGGACAGAGUCUGGUAGGGUAGCACUGGCUUUCUCCUACAAACAAAAAGACAGGCAUUUGCCCAGGAGUAGAGACUGGUUCCCAGGAGCCCCCUGAGCCUGGGGAGGGGUUCCAGGUGUCCUGGAGAACAAAGGCCUCCCAGCUCAGCUCAGUGUGGGCAAGGCCUGCAGCCCCACAGAGGAGCUCUCCACGGGACAUCCCCAGGCACUUCCCCUUGAAGGGCGGACUCCAGAGGCCGGAAAACCAGUCAUAUCUUUAAUAGGCAAAGUCAUGUGGGAGUGGAGGUGAUUCCAGAUGCUGUUUUUAACCUUCCUACCAGAAGCCAACUUCCCCUAAGAGCUGAAGACUGAUCUUGGCCUUUGCCCUGCCCUGUCCCACUCUGUUGCUUCAUUCUGGUGCUUUCAACCUCCCCACACUUCUGUCUACCACUUGGCUUUGUUUUCCCUGACGCUGACCAGCCUCAGUGCCUCCCAAACCAUUUGGAGGUCAGUGCUUAAAACAGUCUAGAAAUACGAUCUUAUUUUGUAGGCUUCCGUGAUGGGUGGGCAGGGGUCGGGGGCAGAGAGCUCAGUCUCCCUGUGUUCUCCAUUUCCUGUGCCAGGCUUGCCCUGUGAUGGGGAGGGCAGACUAGAAAUGGUGGGAGUCAGGGAGGGACCCAUGCCAGGCUAAAAAAAAAACCCAACUAGCUAAUGCACAAGGGAAAUCAUGCACCACAUGUAAGUUGGUGGACAGCAGCACUCUUUGCCUUGUGAGUCAUUGUUUUUUCCUCUGAUCUGCCUUGCUGGACCUGAGGUGGUAUCCACACCCAUGUUGUCUUAGUAGGCCCUUAAUGCAGUGUUGUUCCAUCCAGAGAGACUGCGCUCCCAGGGCAGCUGUGGAUGGAGCAGGGCCUGACAGGGGCCCAGCCCCUGCUGAAACCUGUAGUUAGAACUACCUGCCCAUGUCCCAGCACCAAGGCCAAGAAGGCGAAGGAGCCGAGGACAGUGAUGGGUGCGGAGGAGAGAAGUCUUAGUAUUUGUCUUCCUACCUCACUUCCCCAGAGCCUGGUUUCUUUCUUGCUUUGGGUUCUAGCCAGUUGUGAAGAAAGGAAAGGGUAGGGGGAAGGGAGGGAGGAAGGGAGGAAGGAGAGGGGCCUUACCAGCCCCUACCCCCUCACAUCCUGCCAAGAUCUGGGGGGCCAUUCUCCCAGCGUAGCCAGGCUCUGACUUAAUAAACCGAAUCUCUAAAUUUGGACAUCUUCAUCUGGGCCCCAGUAUUUCUAUCCCUGAGUUGGUGAGUGUGGGGCAGAGCCCCCCUAGCUUCGGAUCCUUCUCUCUCUUGAAGGCUUUAUUGGGAGAGCAGCGAGGAGGGGGGAUGGGGUGACUUUGACAUCCUUCUUUGGAUUUCAGUGCUGAGGGCUGGGCCUCAUUCCUUAAUCCAUGGGAUGUCCAGCCUCAGCGAAAUUCUCCAUGAUGCCCCUUCCAGUGUGGAUCCUGGGGCUGCAGCCCAUAGGGGGCCAUUCUGGCUCCCUGAGUAUGCUCAGGACUCUGAGACCUUGGGGAAACUUGAAAGGAUGGGGCCCAGGGCCCAGAUGGUCCCGCCCCAGGUUUGGUGGCUUCAGGUAGGGACACAGGGACAGCUGCUGAGGGCUGGGAGAAUGGAGGGUAUUUCCCAUCCUUGGGAGCGGAACCGAGACUGGGCUACUUCCUCUUUCAGGGUCCUCUGACGUGUUCCCUGUCCCCUGCACCUCCUUCUUGUUUUCCUGACUUCCGCACUCAGUCCUGCUGAUGAACGCAGCAUUGCCCUUCACCCCAGGCCUCUCCCAAGGAUACAACGUGUUUUCAUUGAGAGCUUCAGAGAUGAUUUGGGAACAGGUGCCUGGAGAUCUGGCUGCGGGUCUGGUUGGGCUGGGCGGUAGGACCCAUGGCCAUUCCAGCACCUUCCCUAGACCCACCCUCCCCUCUUAGCUAUUCUUCUUUGCCCUGGCCCCAAGAGCCAGGAGACAGUCUGGAGAGCCAGCACUUCUCCGGGCUGCCCACUCCCAGUCCCUGUGCUACCCUGUUCCUUUUUAGUGUCUUUGCCAGGGCUUCCCAGAAUGCCACCUCCCUCCCUGCUGACCCCUCCUGAGCCACAGCUCAUCUCCAUGGUUGGCUCAAGUGUCCUCUUCCCUGUGGCUUUCCUCAGGACUCCAUACUCGUUACCACUCAUUUGAUCCUGAUGGCAAGUGGCCAUGAUUCUCCCAUUUGUGCUGUCCCCCCUUGCCAGGGUGAGCCCUCUGUGGGCAGGGUUAUGGCCCAUAGUCUUCAGUAACCACUAAAAGGAGGGUCCGUAGGAGGUACUCAGUAAAGGCCUGCUGAGUGGAGUAGAAUCCACACUGUGGUGACGGAAGGCUGCCUGGUCCUGGAGAAAGAUGCCCUGGUGACCUGAGAAGGAGCAGGAACCGCUUGCGCAACACACAGUCUACAGAGAGCAAAUUACUUUCGUGCGCGCUACUGCGGCUUGAACCUUGUGGCAAACUUGUGACGUGGGCACCGUCGCUGGCUGCAUAUUGCAUUUGGCGAGACGGAGGCUCAGAGAGGUAGCACGCUUUGCCUAAGGCUGCACAGCCACCGACAGCAUUGAGGCCUGAGGAGAGAGUGAGGCCUCACAGAUGCAGCCUGACCACAGGCUUAGUGGGAUGAGGAUGGAACCCUGGAGAAUACAGUCUGGUCUGGACUUGCCCUGCUGUGCUCUGGGGCCAAGAGUUAGUCAUUCACCACCAUGGGCAUAUAUUUUAGCAUCUGGAUAUCGAGGAAUCAGAUUACCUGUCCAAGGCUCCUCUCUUUACCUGAAGGAGAUGAAGGACCUUAUCUGUUUCUGUGCCUUUUU